Messenger RNA from Pimephales promelas (fathead minnow), 2719 nucleotides. Lineage: Eukaryota; Metazoa; Chordata; Actinopteri; Cypriniformes; Leuciscidae. The record is from RefSeq and is a predicted model, not a curated record.
UAUCCAGUCUAUGCAGAAGCCUGUAUUAAUUAUGGGUCUGUCCACAUUUGUCAUUUUAACCUGUUUUGUUCUGCCUCUGUGGCUGAAUGCAGAAGUGGUCACACAAUUUGAUCUGUGUAAACAAUUCUUUUACAAAGAGAGCGAACCAAUUGGAUUUGAUCAAAACUAUGUUAGAAUCUGUCAGAAAUACAACAAUGAAUAUUAUUAUGCUACACUGUAUUCGAAAAACCAUCGGAUUCCAGCUUUCAGUGCCUACAAAUUUGAUUUUAUAUGUGACUUGAACAAUGCAGGUAGACGAUCAAGUUGGUUUAUUGAACCACAGCUUUCUGGCUAUCAGGAUGUUAAUAUGGAUCUCCCUGGAAACAACAGAGAUGACUUUAAAAGUGAACAAGCAAUUGAUGAUUUUUAUAAACACACAAGUUACGACCGUGGUCAUUUGAAUCCAAAUAACUAUCAGUGCGACCGUGGAAGACUUGCAACCUUUACUCUCACGAAUGCUGUGCCUAUGGACCCGUGUUUCAACCAACAACACUGGAAACAGUAUGAGGACGAGAUAAAAAGAAUAGUGAAACCUUAUUAUGGAAAAGGUCUACCUUACUUUGUGACUGGUGUUGUUCCUUCUAGUGAGAAGAUACCUGUACCAAUCUUAGACACAGUUGAACAUGACAGAGAUUUCAGCAUGGUAACUGUUCCCAGUCAUGUAUGGACUGCUCUCUGUUUUGACGCCAACAAGAAAGAGGAAUCUUUUUCAUUAGGUUACAUAGGUGAAAAUAAACCUGAAGCUUUAAUUAACAUAUUGUCAAUCCAUGAUCUUGAGCAGCAGUUAAUAGGGUUAUAUGGAAUCUCAAACUUCAGAAUCUUUCACGAUGACUGUGGUUCUUCAAAUAAAAAAUCGGAACAAUAUUUAAAACACCUUUUAACAAAAAUCUAUAUACCUCAACAUCGUAAAGCAGGAGCCUUAGAUAAUAAUCUCAGUACAAAAGCAAGAAAUGCAUUAAACACUCUCAUUUUGAACAAGAGAAGGAGAACCUCAAGCCAACAAUCACAUGACCAGGUGGAAAUAUUGGAUGUGGUGGUGGAAAUGGAAUACAGUAAAAUGUCUGAAUGGUUUGAAAGUAACGAAAUAUUCAAGUCCUAUACUAAUACUGCCUGUCGAUUUACUUCUAAGACUGACUUGCCAUCCCACCACCACAUUGAAGUGCGUUCUGCCAAAAAUAUCAAUGAUCAUACCUGCACACUUGUCUCAGAGAAGUCUAGCCCGCAAUCAGUUAUUACUGCUGAUGGUACACGAUGCCUGGAGGGGGAAACAUGUUCUGGUUCAUGUAAAACUACGAAAGGAUCAAAACUUUGCUGUACAACACCUUGCCUGUAUAAUCCUGACAGCAAGUUAUACACAUGUGCUUCAGGACACCAAAGUAUUGAAUGCUCCCCCCAGUAUUCAACUAUAACAAAAUCAGGAAAAUCUUGCAGAAAAGACCAUGAGUGUGGUUUAUACGGAGAAACUAAAUACUGGUGUUAUACCGAAGGCACGCACAGGGAAUUCUGCAAUCCACCUUUUGGAACAGUAUCAGUGGAGAGUCUGGAUCCUUUGAAGAGUUACAUUGAUACAGAGAAGGGGGUUGCUUUAAUAGCAGACAAUGGCAUGUUCUGGUGCAGCAAUGGUGACAUCAACUACAAGAUUGAGGCUGCCAAGAUCUACAAUGAUGACUGGUGCAAGUUCAAGGUGUCCAGGGCUGACAAUUCUAAUAUCCUGCUGAGGGACAAGCGGGGCAGGUACCUCAGUAGAAUUCACUGGAGUGGGAUUGACUAUAUUCAUGCUUCUAAGCUUGUACCUGAUGUAUUCUGCGAAUUCCAAGUCUUCAUUGAGGAUGAGAAAGUCCUCUUUAAAGCUGAUAAUGGAAAGAUGCUAAGCAGAGUGUACCGUAAUGGGAAACAGAACAUAGAGGCUGCUAAAGAUGCUCCGGAUGUCUUCUGCAAAUUUACUGUUAGCAGUGGGGGUACGACAGAAAAAGUCUCAGUGGAGAGUCUGGGUCCUUUGAAGAGUUACAUUGAUACAGAGAAGGGGGUUGCUUUAAUAGCAGACAAUGGCAUGUUCUGGUGCAGCAAUGGUGACAUCAACUACAAGAUUGAGGCUGCCAAGAUCUACAAUGAUGACUGGUGCAAGUUCAAGGUGUCCAGGGCUGACAAUUCUAAUAUCCUGCUGAGGGACAAGCGGGGCAGGUACCUCAGUAGAAUUCACUGGAGUGGGAUUGACUAUAUUCAUGCUUCUAAGCUUGUACCUGAUGUAUUCUGCGAAUUCCAAGUCUUCAUUGAGGAUGAGAAAGUCCUCUUUAAAGCGGAUAAUGGAAAGAUGUUAAGCAGAGUGUACCGUAAUGGGAAACAGAACAUAGAGGCUGCUAAAGAUGCUCCGGAUGUCUUCUGCAAAUUUACUGUUAGCAGUGGGGGUACGACAGAAAAAGAUGAACUUAGAAAAUAACAAAAUAUCAAAUAACAAGUUAAUUUUUUCUGUUAAGAUUUUAAGUUAAAUUAAAGUUAAGUUCAUUUCUGUGAAACAGUUUCUGUAUGUCAAUGAGUAGCAGAUGCUUUAAAAAAAUAUUCAGGCAUUAGGUUGAUUAAAAAUGAACUACAGAUGCAGUUUGCAUACAAUCUUGUAAGGAUGUUAAAGAUGGUGAAUCUACACUCUGCUUGUCUUAUUAAAAAAGAUUAUUACAACUAGAAA